AUGGAAAAGAUUCAAUUUUAUCGUUCAAAACUAGAGACGAAGGAAGUAUCAUGUGGAAUGAAACAAAACGAGUGGAAUAAUUGUUCAGGUCAAUAUCCCAUAUCAUAUUUUAGAAGAGCAGCUUCACAAUUAAUCAAAAAAAAUCAAAUCACUAUCGAUUCAGAUUUGAGAAGUGGCGAUAUAACAGAUCUAUCGAAUAUUGCAAAUAUAGAUGGAUACUAUAACGACCAUUGUUAUCUUCAAGUAGAAACGUGGGAACAACUAAAAGCAAAAAUGGAGAACAAUAUAUUAGCGAAUAAGGAUGAAAAAUCUUUCAAGUGGCUUGAAGCGAAAAAUAUUAAAAGACUUCCAUUGUCAAAGCAACUUGUAUGCGGAAGAAAAUGGGAACUUUCCCAACAUUGGGAAAAGCGAACUACUGAUGAAGAAGAGCAAGUCUUGUUCAAGUUUGAAAAAGUCAGCUUUUUUAUAGAAAUUACUGUUUUUUCAAAUAUAUUUCCUGGAUUUUUGUUUCCUAUUCCUUAA
This is a messenger RNA of Thelazia callipaeda (thelaziosis nematode), 522 nucleotides long. The record is from the annotation of a GenBank genome assembly. Lineage: Eukaryota; Metazoa; Nematoda; Chromadorea; Rhabditida; Thelaziidae.